CCAAAUCAACCAACCAACCCAUCGUCCCCGCCCCCGUUCCGGCUGGCAGGCAGCCGCUCGCGAACGCACAGGCGCCGACCCCACCCCACUCCGGCACUCCCCCGCUCCAUUCCCCACGCGCGGCAUUCCCAGAUCCCCGCCCGCGCCGCGGCAUUGGGACCGGCAAUCCUGUCUAGCGCCGUGCCGCGCGCGCGCCCACGCACGCAGCGCGCAAUGCGAGCCUUGUAGCCCCCGGAGCACGAACGGAAUCAAGGAGGCAUGCAUCCCAAGCCCGAGGCCGGGGACGCCGACGGGGGCGCCGCGGAGGUGGGGUCCCCGCGGUCGGGCUACUUCCGGCAGCGGAGCAUGCACGCCGCGGCGGCAGCGGCGGAUCCGGAGGCGGCGCGCCGGGCGCUCGACGUCGAAAACCCCCCUUGCUCCGCCGGCGGCGCCUGCGGAGCCCCGGGGCUGCGGCCCAGCGAGUCCGUCACCAAGCUGGAGUCGCUGGAGCGCGCGGAACGCGCCGCGCUGGCACCCGCCGUCGUGCUCAGGACCGGGUUCUACAUCCUGGUGUGGUACGCGUUCAGCACCUGCCUCACGCUAUAUAACAAGACGCUACUAGGGGACAAGCUGGGCAAGUUCCCGGCGCCGCUGCUGAUGAACACCGUGCACUUCGCGCUGCAGGCGGGGCUGUCCAAGCUCAUAAUCUUCUUCCAGCCCAUGGGACCUGACAGUGGCGUCGAGAUGGGGUGGAAGGAUUACUUCAUGAGAGUCGUACCAACUGCUCUAGGGACGGCGCUGGACAUAAACCUGAGCAACGCCUCUCUAGUGUUCAUCUCGGUGACGUUUGCUACUAUGUGUAAAUCAGCCGCCCCGAUAUUCCUUUUGCUCUUCGCGUUUGCAUUUAGGUUGGAAAAUCCUAGCAUCAAGCUUCUAGGAAUCAUAUUUGUUAUCUCUAUUGGAGUUCUAAUGACAGUUGCCAAGGAGACCGAGUUUGACUUCUGGGGCUUCAUUUUUGUGACGCUUGCUGCAGUUAUGUCAGGAUUCCGCUGGUCCAUGACUCAGAUUCUGUUGCAGAAAGAUGCUUAUGGCCUGAAAAAUCCUAUUACCUUGAUGAGCCAUGUUACCCCAGUGAUGGCCAUAGCCACCAUGAUACUGUCCCUAUUACUGGAUCCUUGGAGUGAUUUUCAGAAGAAUUCAUAUUUCGAUAACCCUUGGCAUGUCAUGCGCAGUUGCUUACUUAUGCUUAUUGGAGGCUCCUUGGCCUUUUUCAUGGUGUUAACAGAGUAUAUACUUAUUUCAGCAACGAGUGCCAUAACCGUGACUAUAGCUGGGGUAGUAAAAGAAGCUGUAACCAUUUUGGUUGCGGUAUUUUAUUUCCAUGAUGAAUUUACUUGGUUGAAAGGGGUUGGUCUUUUCACCAUUAUGGUUGGUGUUAGCCUAUUCAAUUGGUACAGGUACGACAAAUUCAAAAGGGGUCAGACAAGUGAGGAUGACAUCAAUUCACCUCAAUUUACUGGUGAUGCCAAGUACAUUAUUCUAGAUGACUUGGAAUAUCAGGAUGAAUUUGGGGAGGAAGAUACAUAAUUUUGUAAUACGGCGACUUUUAAUUGCCAUUUGGCGUGUUCAAGCCUGACCCAGUCAUACCUGCCUGUUGAAAAUAGUCGAUACUUAUGAAGUUUUCUCUGAAAGACACGCAUGAAGAACACAGCUAAGGCUGGUGUGGUUAUGCUAUGCACACCAAAAUUUGAUGUCAUCUGUGUGAGGUAUGUCCAUUGCAGGAUGGAUAUAACUCACAUCUUGAUCAAACAGUCAGGCUAACUACAGUGACAAACAAUGAGCCAACUCCAUCAUAUCAGAAUUCCUGUUUGGAGAAGAUUGGCGGUCGUUACAUAUUGAUAUGCAUGCUUAUAGUGGAAAUUGCUGAGGAUGAUCGACAUCUGAAUUCUUAUUCCUCUCUUUGCAUUAUUGCAGUAUGCACAUAUUCAUUCUUGAGCAUCUACAUUUUUGGUGCCCAGGUGUAUUCAUUCUCUACAGACGUCUCUUUGUAAGCGUGACCGUAGGAUACCCAACACGUGCUGUUUUCCCUAAAAACCAUAGGGAGCGGCGUUCAAUUUUACUUGUAUUUUGUAAAACUACUAAAUGAAAGAGUCAUUCCUCUUAUCCCGGUACCAUGACAUUUCUUGUGAUUGCUGUACUAUUUUACAGUUGGAAAUGAGAUAUAUGAAUGUACGAUUGUAAGGUUC
Messenger RNA from Setaria italica (foxtail millet), 2225 nucleotides. RefSeq names its product probable sugar phosphate/phosphate translocator At1g06470. Gene Ontology annotation, cellular component: endoplasmic reticulum-Golgi intermediate compartment; Golgi apparatus; cis-Golgi network. The record is from RefSeq and is a predicted model, not a curated record. Bases 259 to 1566 code for a protein of 435 amino acids. The transcript has 12 exons. Gene Ontology annotation, molecular function: antiporter activity. Lineage: Eukaryota; Viridiplantae; Streptophyta; Magnoliopsida; Poales; Poaceae. Gene Ontology annotation, biological process: UDP-glucose transmembrane transport.